AUGCUGCUACACUCUUGGAAUCCACCGCGCACCGGAUCCCCGGGUCUGCUGAAGACCACGGCGUAUCUUCUUCUCCUGCAAGCAGUCAAAAUCACCUCGGCUACGCUCUGCUACACACCCGACGGCACAAUCUCGAAUGAUGUACCUUGCUGGUGGGAUGGAACGGACGGGAACCCCCUACAAUUCAUCCGCGGAACCUGCACGGACAAAUCCUGGUCAUCGUCAUUAUGUCCAGGUCGAUGUGUAGCUGAAAGCGUCAGCGGCGGAGAAUGGGUCAUGCGAUGUGGCAAUACCACAAACAAUUACUGCUGCUCCGCGGACGACUGCUGCACCAAUAAGUCCUUCUCCCAAUUUUCCCUGGACGAGCCCACGGUGACUGCAACGGCCGGAGUGGUGCCAUCAACAACGGUGCACGCAACAACCACGACCUCAGCCCCGACAACAACCUCGGCAUCGACAACCUCGAGCCCCACACAAACUGCAUCCGAUGAUAGCUCUGGAGGGGACUCGUCGAAUUCAAAGUCGAAAACAAUCGGGAUAGGAGUUGGUGUCGGCGUUGGUGGUGGAGUCGCUUUGCUGGGGUUGCUGGGAGGGUUCCUGUUUAUGCGACGACGGAAGGCUAAGCAAGCGGUGCCACCGCAACAUCCUCCUCUACCAGUGCGUUAUGAGGCACAGGGAUCCUUUCCGCACGGCCAGAAGCAUCUGCCACCGCAGGAGCUGGACUCCCAAGAUCCGCGGGUACUGGCCGAGCUGCAAGGGACGACUGGUCAUACAUAG
Messenger RNA from Aspergillus bombycis, 777 nucleotides. RefSeq lists its product as uncharacterized. The transcript is spliced from 3 exons. The record is from RefSeq and is a predicted model, not a curated record. The coding region runs from base 1 to 777 and encodes 258 amino acids. Lineage: Eukaryota; Fungi; Ascomycota; Eurotiomycetes; Eurotiales; Aspergillaceae.